Messenger RNA from Oldenlandia corymbosa var. corymbosa, 2253 nucleotides. The record is from the annotation of a GenBank genome assembly. NCBI's taxonomy places the organism in Eukaryota, Viridiplantae, Streptophyta, Magnoliopsida, Gentianales, Rubiaceae.
AUGGCCUUCAAGGACAGCGUAAUAGACCUAGCGCCACAGGUGCUUCUCUGCUUGCAUGCAAGAGCUGCUUCAGACAAACUUGUUUUACCUGGAGAGGAUCAGGGCGUCUAUCAUGAUAAAGCAGUGUCAUCCCAGGCAACAAUAAUCCAUUUUCAAGCUAGAGAUAUUUAUGUAUCGUCGUGUUGCUCAACCUCACUUCCCAAAAAGGGUAGCCAAAUGGCUUCUUCGAUUCACAGUCCAUUGAUGUUCUCCAAUCCUGCGUUUCCCUCUGCAACAAAGGUUUCCCCUCCCAAAAUUCCCAUCAAAACCACUACCUUCAAAGAAAUUUGUCAAAAUGGUAGCCUCAAUGGGGCUUUUGAAUCACUCAGCGACGGCGUUGUACCUUCCCAAACUUUUCGUUCCAAACGUUUCGUUGAUUCCUGUUCCUUUCUUCUUGAGCUUUGCGCAACCCAGAAAUCCUUAUCACAAGGCCAGCAGGUUCAUGCUUUGAUUCUGAAAUCAAACUUAACUGAUGAUGAUCUUUUGUUUUUAGACACGAAGCUCGUGUUGAUGUACGGCAAAUGUAGGUCUUUCUUGGAUGCUAAGAAAGUGUUUGAUGGAUUGCCUGAGCCAAACAUUUUUGCAUGGAAUGCUAUGAUUGGCGCUUGUGUUACAAACGAAAAACCUUUUGAAGCGUUGCAACUGUAUGAAAAAAUGCGCGUCUUUGACCACCCUCUUGAUGCCCAUACUUUCCCUUUAGUUUUAAAGGCUUGUGCUAUGACGAAAGAUUUGAGCUGUGGGUAUGAAAUUCACGGACUUGCGACUAAAUUGGGGUUGUUGAGUAACGUAUUUGUUGUUAAUUCACUUGUGGGUAUGUAUGCCAACUGUAAUGAUGUCCAUGCAGCUAACCGUUUGUUCAUUGGACUGGAAGUUAGAGCGGAUGUUGUGUCGUGGAAUUUGAUCAUUUCAGCCUACUCUGCUAGUGGGAUGAGUGAAGAAGCAUUAGAAAUGUUUGGCAAAUUGAUUAGAGCAGGUGUUCGUCCUACUACUUACACUUGUGUGCCUGUUCUUCAGGCCUGCGAGGAGAUAGAAUUUGAGAAAAUGGGAAUGGCAGUUCACGCAAUGAGUUUGAAGUCGGGUCAUCACCUUGACGUCUAUGUUGCGAAUGCUUUGAUUGUCAUGUACGGUAAAAACAAUAGAAUGGACGAAGCUGCCAUCAUAUUUGCUGACAUGAGGGAGAAAGAUAAUAUUUCAUGGAAUUCAAUGCUAUCAGGGUAUGUGCAAAAUGGACUGUACUAUGAAGCCUUUGAUUUCUUUUGUGAGAUGAAAGAUGUGAUUGAGAACCCUGAUGAGAUAUCGCUUGUAAGUAUGCUUUCCGCCUCUGGAAGAUCAGGAAGUGUGCUUCAAGGAAUGGAAAUCCAUACUUAUGCUCUGAAAAAUGGAAUGGACAGUGAUAUGCUAUUAGGAAACUCACUUAUGGACAUGUAUGCGAAGUGUGGAAGGACUGGCUACAUGCACAAUGUUUUUGAGAGGAUGCCUAACAAAGACUAUGUCAGUUGGACAACAGUAAUUUCGGGUUAUGCUCAGAAUCAGGUCCCUGUGAAAGCGUUGCAAUUGUUUCGGGCAAUGAAGAUAGAAAAUGUUGAUGUUGACUUAUUGAUGAUCGGGAGCCUUCUUCUUGCUUGUGGUCAUUUAAAGUCCAAUUCACUUGUGAAACAAAUCCAUGGGGUUUUAACAAGGAGAGGGUUAUAUGAUACAGUUAUGGAAAAUACUCUUAUUAAAGCCUAUGGGGAAUGUGGAAACAUCAAUUAUGCAUGCAGUGUUUUCAGAUUUAUUGAAGACAAAAAUGCUGUGUCAUUCACCAGCUUGAUGUCUUGUUAUGUCGAUAACGGAUUAGCAUAUGAAGCUCUCAACCUUGUCCCUCGUAUGAAAGAAAGUGAAAUUGAACUAGAUUUCGUUGCAAUACUAGGUAUCCUUUCUGCUACUUCAGAUUUAUCUGCGUUGAGGAAAGGAAAAGAAACGCAUGGAUUCAUGCUCAGGAAGGGGUUCGAUAUUGAAGGUCCUACGUCCAGUGCUCUUGUGGAUAUGUACUCUUGCUGUGGGGAUUUGGAUAGCUCAUAUAAGAUUUUCAAUUGUUCAGAAGACAAAGAUUUGCCUAUUUGGACAAGCAUGAUCAGCGCAUUUGGAAUGCAUGGUCUUGGUCAGAUGGCCAUUGAGUUAUUUAGGAGGAUGGAAGAAUUUCCAGAUUCAAAUUCAUCAGAACGUGAAAGGUGA